Molecule: messenger RNA, 1038 nt
Organism: Meyerozyma guilliermondii ATCC 6260
Lineage: Eukaryota; Fungi; Ascomycota; Pichiomycetes; Serinales; Debaryomycetaceae
Exons: 1
Coding region: 1-1038 (345 amino acids)
Biological process (GO): fatty acid catabolic process; acyl-CoA metabolic process
Cellular component (GO): peroxisomal matrix
Molecular function (GO): fatty acyl-CoA hydrolase activity
Source: RefSeq, a predicted model, not a curated record
AUGCAUUCACACCCAGACACCCGCUACACUGUGGGGUACAUCUUCAGCUGCCAACUUUGUUUCCUCAUCAUGACACUCGACGUCGAAUUCGAUCUAGGGAUCAAAAAGAUUGGAGACAACAAGUGGGUAGGUAACAAACCCUUGGAGAAGCCGAAUCCAUUAUCUAGAGGUGCCUAUGGUGGAAAUAUAGCCGGCCAGGCACUUUUGGUUGCAAUAAAACUGGCUCCCGAGGGCUUUACUCCUCACUCUUUACACUCAUUAUUCACGAAAGCAGUCGAUGACACGACACCGGUGGUGUGGGAAACCGAUGAGAUCCACAAUGGCAAAAGUUUUUGCAGUAGAACUGUCAAGGCAUUGCAAGAUGGUACCAUCAAGUACCUUGCCAAUGUGCUGUUGACCAAACGCAAUUCGUUUAACGAAGCCAAGAAUUUGUAUGACGAGUGGGCCCGCAACCAUAAAGAAGGAGACGAAGACGACGAUCCACCUUCUCUGAAACCGUUUCGGUUUUUUGUACCCUAUCCGGAAUGGCUCAAGAAUCACUCACCGGAACUGUUAGAAGUGCUGGAUUUUGGCUGCAAUAAUGCCGUGUGCAAGAUUUCUCCGGAAUUCGUCAGCUUAGAUUUGACCAAAGACGAGGAUCAGGCCCGUUCCAGCGACAGAAGACAGGCAUGUUACUUGCAAUGGGGUAACGAUGGAGAGGUGAAAUUUACCGAUCCAGCGUUCCAAUUUGUCGGAUUGGGCAUUUUACUGGACUCGAUCUUCCUCACCAGAAUUGCACGGGUUCUACGGAUUCCUCACUUGGAUCAUUCCCAAAGACUCCAGUAUGUUUCUCUCUCUCUUGACCAUGUCAUAUAUUUCCACGAUGCAGACUUUGACUCCACAAAAUGGAUGGGAUUCGCGUUCAAAGCCACUCGGAUUGCCAACGGCAGGGUGUUGCUCGAGGGAGAAUUGUAUAACCUGGAUGGAAGACAAGUGGCUACGGUCUUCCAAGAGGGCUUGGUGUACUUCAAUGGAUUUGAAGAAGGUGCCAAGUUGUGA